GGACACAAGAGUCCUCUAUCUCUAUGAGGAUGCCAUACAAAAGUUGCACGGACACGCGCGUCAGGUGUCUCCUAUCCAAUAAAGCAGGACAGAGUUUUGAUGACUAUUCCACUGACUAAACGACUAUGGAUUAGUCCUAUUUGUGAAUAAUCGUGCCUCAUUUAUAGAGUUUGAAGACACGUGCGCCCAUACCCAACUCCACAUGAACGCCGGGUGAGUGUAAAGAGUAGUGGGUCUGGUGUAGACUGUAUGACCUGCUACAGGUAGUCUAUAUUUGUGAACUGGUAGUGCAGUUCACACCACAGUAGUGGGACACAGGCCAUUCUCUCUGAACCGGGGGAGCACGGACAGCGGCAUGAUAUCAGACAGUAUGAGGGCGGAUUUUAAAUACCUGAAGGAGUACCUGGGCUGGCUGUACUACCAGUACCUGCUCAUCACAGGCAUAUAUGUGCUUGAGCCCUGGGAGCAGUCCAUCUUCAACUCUGUCCUCUUCUCAUCCAUGGCCAUGGUCAUCUACACCUCCUACGUCUUUGUGCCUGUCCACGUGUGUCUGGCACUCAAGUUCUUCUGCGGGAUCUGCGGGGAACAGCCAGAGAGCACCAUGGCACUCAUAAACUAAGCAGUGGAUGGAUAGAUGGAUGGAUGGAUAAAUGGAUGGCGGGAGGGAGGGAGGGAGAUUGGGAAUGAGAAGGGAGGACCCCAUCUAAGAUUUUGACCUUGACCUCACUUGAUUCGAUAGCUGUCUUACCCCUCAGGUCUCUCUCACCGCCCUUACCCACACACAGUCACCCACGACUCUCCCGAACCACAAUACUCUACUACCUACUCAGCAAAAGAAGGCUAAGUUUAGGAUGUUUCCGUGAAAUAUUCUGGGAGAAUACCUCCCUUUACCCCAUUACCUACGGUAUUAUACUGUACAUCACUGUACACUACUUUCACACCUUUGCUGUGAAACGCCUUGUUUGUUCUUUUACAUUUUUCUCAUUCUAUAACAGUCCAGGGGCCUCAUUUAUACAAUUUUUCUUAGAUUUAUACUUGAACUUAGUCGUAAGAUAAUUUCCGACGGUGUGCUUACGUUCGAUUCAUAAAAGAUACUGAGCAUAAAAAACUUGCUUACGCAGGUUCUAAGAAGCCCAUUUGUAACUUAUAAAUCUCAAAUUAACUUAACAUUGACGGCACCUGAACAUGCCUUACAAUCAGCGAUUUCCCGUUAUAGAAUGCUAGCACAAAUGAGGGUUUAGUCAGGAAUAGCCAUGGGCCAAAAGAGAAAAGCUAACUUUUUGGAAGACGAGAUCACGGCGAUGGUAGAGGAGAUUGAAGACAGGCAACACGUAUUAUUCGGUGGACUAAAUAGUGGGUUGACAAACAAAGCCAAACAGGUAGCUUGGGAGUGUGUCGCCGCUGCAGUGAACGAGGUGGGGCAGCAAGACAGAACUUUGUCUGAUGUGAAAAAUAAAUGGUUUGACCUUAAACUGCAAGGGAUAAAAAGAAUAGCCGUACAUAACCAGCAGGAAAAUCACUUCCGUCAAGUCUAGACUCUGAGUAGAGAUAAGAUCAUUUCCACGUCAACGUAAGGUUUUAUAAAUGACUACUUAUACGUGCUUUUCUGCGUGAAGUCAUACUUAAGAUCAAAAUUGAUUGUUAGUCCGUUUUAUAAAUGAGGCCCCAGGUAUCCUGUGUGAGUGCAGAUCACGUCUCUGUGUUUUGCAUUUGCCUGCAGGUAAUGACACUUAUCACUGGCUGUUGACGGCUGUCUGAUAUAGAGGGAGACAUUACUGAUCCCAACACAUUUACAUGCACUUAAACCCACUGGACAGUGCUAAUGAUGACCAUUGACCAAUGGCUGGCAUCUUGCACUUAAAUUACUGAGUCAUUAAGCAAAUAUUUCCCAAGACUAGAGUCUCCUGCUAUACAAUCUAAUCAGAGAUAUUGAGUCCUGGCGAAGAUUACAAGGUUGUGAAAUUUUCCUCCCAACCCUAAAUUUAACCGGUGAUUAUUCAAUGCAUACAUUGAUCAAACUCAACAAUCAUAUCCUUGUGUACACAGCCCUGUCCCUAUCUGCAGUGUUUUCACUGUUGCUAUGUCACGAAGGUCGAUGUUGAGCAAGAGGAAAUUAGCUCUCUGGUUCAGGCUUUGCUUUGUCAUUGACUUUGCUUGAUCAACCAUCAUUCUUCCGAAUGCAUAGAGCUGAAAGGAAUUAUAUGAAUCAAAAACAGUCAAAUUGGCCUGAAUGAAAAGCGAUGUCAACCCACCCUCAUCUCUCUUGUGACCCUACAGUUGAACUGUAACUUCUGAGAGAAGAAAACAGAAGCCUAGUACUUAUCACUGCGUGACUAGAAGAUCUGUUAACAUGUAUUUGUUUUGGUGAUCACAUAUAAACUCAGCAAAAAAAAGAAACGUCCCUUUUUCAGGACCCUGUCUUUCAAAGAUUAUUUGUAAAAAUCCAAAUAACUGCACAGAUCUUCAUUGUAAAGGGUUUAAACACUGUUUCCCAUGCUUGUUCAAUGAACCAUAAACAAUUAAUGAAAAUGCAUCUGUGGAAUGGUCGUUAAGACGGUAAGCAAUUAAGGUCACAGUUAUGAAAACGUAGGACACUAAAGAGGCCUUUCUACUGAUUCUGAAAAACACCAAAAGAAAGAUGCCCAGGGUCCCUGCUCAUCUGCGUGAAUGUGCCUUAGGCAUGCUGCAAGGAGGCAUAAGGACCGCAGAUGUGGCCAGGGCAAUAAAUUGCAAUGUUCGUACUGUGAGACACCAAAGACGCGCUACAGGGACACAGGACGGACAGCUGAUCGUCCUCGCAGUGGCAGACCACGUGUAACAACAACUGCACAGGAUCGGUACAUCUGAACAUCACACCUGCGGGACAUGUACAGGAUGGCAACACCAGCUGCAACAACAGCUUCCCGAGUUACACCAGGAAUGCACAAU
Messenger RNA from Salmo salar (Atlantic salmon), 2928 nucleotides. The record is from RefSeq and is a predicted model, not a curated record. NCBI's taxonomy places the organism in Eukaryota, Metazoa, Chordata, Actinopteri, Salmoniformes, Salmonidae.